Messenger RNA from Myotis davidii, 5132 nucleotides. RefSeq names its product protocadherin 17 (gene PCDH17). Gene Ontology annotation, molecular function: calcium ion binding. The annotation marks the transcript as partial. Gene Ontology annotation, biological process: homophilic cell-cell adhesion. Gene Ontology annotation, cellular component: plasma membrane. The record is from RefSeq and is a predicted model, not a curated record. NCBI's taxonomy places the organism in Eukaryota, Metazoa, Chordata, Mammalia, Chiroptera, Vespertilionidae. The transcript has 5 exons.
GCGCGGCUGCAGCCGGGGCUUCCGCCCGCAGAGCGCGGCGGCGGCGGGCGCAGCAAGUCCGGCAGCUACCGGGUGCUGGAGAACUCGGCGCCGCACCUGCUGGACGUGGACGCGGACAGCGGGCUCCUCUACACCAAGCAGCGCAUCGACCGCGAGUCCCUGUGCCGCCACAACGCCAAGUGCCAGCUGUCCCUCGAGGUGUUCGCCAACGACAAGGAGAUCUGCAUGAUCAAGGUGGAGAUCCAGGACAUCAACGACAAUGCGCCCUCCUUCCCUUCCGACCAGAUCGAGAUGGACAUCUCGGAGAACGCGGCCCCCGGCACCCGCUUCCCCCUCACCAGCGCGCACGACCCCGACGCGGGCGAGAACGGGCUCCGCACCUAUCUGCUCACCCGCGACGACCACGGCCUCUUCGCGCUGGACGUCAAGUCCCGGGGCGACGGCACCAAGUUCCCGGAGCUGGUGAUCCAGAAGGCGCUGGACCGCGAGCAGCAGAACCACCACACGCUCGUGCUGACCGCCCUGGACGGCGGGGAGCCGCCGCGCUCCGCCACGGUGCAGAUCAACGUGAAGGUGAUCGACUCCAACGACAACAGCCCCGUCUUCGAGGCGCCCUCCUACCUGGUGGAACUGCCCGAGAACUCCCCGGUGGGCACCGUGGUCAUCGACCUGAAUGCCACGGACGCCGAUGAAGGCCCCAAUGGCGAAGUGCUCUACUCCUUCAGCAGCUACGUGCCCGACCGCGUGCGGGAGCUCUUCUCCAUCGACCCCAAGACCGGCCUGAUCCGUGUCAAAGGCAACCUGGACUAUGAGGAGAACGGCAUGCUGGAGAUCGACGUGCAGGCUCGAGACCUGGGUCCCAACCCCAUCCCGGCCCACUGCAAGGUCACUGUCAAGCUCAUCGACCGCAACGACAACGCGCCGUCCAUCGGUUUCGUCUCCGUGCGCCAGGGGGCGCUGAGUGAGGCCGCCCCGCCGGGCACCGUCAUCGCCCUCGUGCGGGUCACUGACCGCGACUCGGGUAAGAACGGGCAGCUGCAGUGCCGGGUCCUGGGCGGAGGUGGGGCGGCCGGCGGCCUGGGCGGGCCGGGAGGACCGGUGCCCUUCAAGCUGGAGGAGAACUACGAUAACUUCUACACGGUCGUGACUGACCGCCCGCUGGACCGGGAGACACAGGACGAGUACAACGUGACCAUCGUGGCGCGGGACGGGGGCUCCCCUCCCCUCAAUUCCACCAAGUCGUUCGCCGUCAAGAUUCUGGAUGAGAAUGACAACCCACCUCGUUUCACCAAGGGACUGUACGUGCUGCAGGUGCAUGAGAACAACAUCCCAGGAGAGUACCUGGGCUCCGUGCUCGCCCAGGACCCCGACCUGGGCCAAAACGGCACGGUGUCCUACUCCAUCCUGCCCUCGCACAUCGGCGACGUGUCCAUCUACACCUACGUGUCCGUGAACCCCACCAACGGGGCCAUCUACGCCCUGCGCUCCUUUAACUACGAGCAGACCAAGGCUUUUGAGUUCAAGGUGCUGGCUAAGGACUCCGGGGCGCCCGCGCACCUGGAGAGCAAUGCCACCGUGAGGGUGACGGUGCUGGACGUGAACGACAACGCGCCGGUGAUCGUGCUGCCCACGCUGCAGAACGACACAGCCGAGCUGCAGGUGCCGCGCAACGCCGGCCUGGGCUACCUGGUGAGCACCGUGCGCGCCCUGGACAGCGACUUCGGCGAGAGCGGGCGCCUCACCUACGAGAUCGUGGACGGCAACGAUGACCACCUGUUUGAAAUAGAUCCGUCCAGCGGCGAGAUCCGCACGCUGCACCCCUUCUGGGAGGACGUGACUCCCGUCGUGGAGCUCGUGGUGAAGGUGACGGACCACGGCAAGCCCACCCUGUCCGCGGUGGCCAAGCUGAUCAUCCGCUCGGUGAGCGGCUCCUUGCCCGAGGGGGUGCCCCGCGUGAACGGGGAGCAGCAUCACUGGGACAUGUCGCUGCCGCUCAUCGUGACUCUGAGCACUAUCUCCAUCAUCCUGCUCGCGGCCAUGAUCACCAUCGCGGUCAAGUGCAAGCGAGAGAACAAGGAGAUCCGCACUUACAACUGCCGCAUCGCCGAGUACAGCCACCCGCAGCUGGGCGGGGGCAAGGGCAAGAAGAAGAAGAUCAACAAAAACGAUAUCAUGCUGGUGCAGAGCGAGGUGGAGGAGCGGAACGCCAUGAACGUCAUGAACGUGGUGAGCAGCCCCUCCCUGGCCACGUCCCCCAUGUACUUCGACUACCAGACCCGCCUGCCCCUCAGCUCGCCCCGGUCCGAGGUGAUGUACCUCAAACCGGCCUCCAACAGCCUGACUGUUCCUCAGGGGCACGCGGGCUGCCACUCCAGCUUCACCGGACAAGGGACUAAUGCCAGCGAGACCCCAGCCACUCGGAUGUCCAUAAUUCAGACAGACAAUUUUCCCGCAGAGCCCAAUUACAUGGGCAGCAGGCAGCAGUUUGUUCAAAGUAGCUCCACGUUUAAGGACCCAGAAAGAGCCAGCCUGAGAGACAGUGGGCACGGGGACAGUGAUCAGGCUGACAGUGACCAAGACACUAACAAAGGCUCCUGCUGUGACAUGUCUGUUAGGGAGGCACUCAAGAUGAAAACUACUUCAACUAAAAGCCAACCACUUGAACAAGCAUUCCCGACUUUGCUUUCCUUUGCUAUCCUCACCCUACACACCAUCACAAGUAGACUUCAGUCUGUUGAUCUGCUUCCUACAGAACCAGAAGAGUGCAUUAAUUGCACAGAUGAAUGCCUAGUGCUUGGUCAUUCUGACAGGUGUUGGAUGCCACAGUUCCCUGCAGCCAAUCAGGCUGAAAACGCAGAUUACCGCACAAAUCUCUUUGUACCCACAGUGGAAGCUAAUGUUGAGACGGAGACUUACGAAACUGUGAACCCCACUGGGAAAAAGACCUUUUGUACAUUUGGAAAAGACAAGCGAGAGCACACUAUUCUCAUUGCCAAUGUUAAACCUUACUUAAAAGCCAAACGUGCCCUGAGCCCUCUCCUCCAAGAGGUGCCCUCCGCAUCAAGCAGCCCCACCAAGGCAUGCGUGGAGCCUUGCACCUCAACGAAAGGCUCUCAGGAUGGCUGCGAGGCGAAACCAGGAGCCCUGGCCGAAGCCAGCAGCCAGUAUUUGCCCACUGACAGUCAGUAUCUGUCGCCCAGUAAGCAACCGAGAGACCCUCCCUUCAUGGCUUCCGAUCAGAUGGCAAGGGUCUUCGCCGACGUCCACUCCAGGGCCAGCCGGGAUUCCAGCGAGAUGGGGGCCGUUCUCGAGCAGCUUGACCACCCCAACAGGGAUCUGGGCAGAGAGUCGGUGGAUGCGGAGGAAGUCGUGAGAGAAAUUGAUAAGCUUUUGCAGGACUGUCGGGGAAAUGACCCUGUGGCUGUGAGAAAGUGAGAGGAGGAAAACCAACAACAACAACAAAAGCAUUGGCAUUUUCUGAUCUCUUCUGUUGAUGUAAAAAUGAUCCCUCCUGGUGACAGUUUAGAGGGAUGAAGAGACCAAUGCUGCUUUAAGGCUUUCCGUGAACAUCUGAAGUGCCCACAAGUAUGUCCUUUCCACUGCUAUUUUUUUUUCCAGAGAUAACAAUGGUUGUGUUUUGACCAAACUUAUAUUAGGACAGAAUUGAUGAUGCUCAAAGAGGAAAGAAAAACAGAGAAGAAAGAGGAGGAUGAGGAGGCAAGAUACCUUUUGACCCUCUGUUAGGAGGUAUGGUGGGAGAAGUGAAGUGUUCCUGAUCACUGUUAGACUGUCCUCCGUGACUUACGCUGACUCCACUGUUUACCUAUUAACCCCACACAAAGCAGGGUCAUAAUGUGUGCUCUGUGGUGGAUUUUUAGCAGUCACCACAGGCUUCUACUGAAAGUCCCGCAAAGACCUUGCAGUAGUCCAAGCUACACCAAACAUGAAUACAUAUUUGUGGUAAGCAUUUCUGUACAAAGUUACCUGCCACACAUAUCAACACAAAGAACAUUCCAUAUCAUUAGUUGAAAAAAAAUUAAAAAUACUUGGUCAUUUGUAAGACGCCUCAUGUCGUAUAAAAGUUAAGUGUAAAAAGAUAUAGUCCAUUUUGUCCUGCACACACACAGACUAAUUCACUUCAUUAAAAGAGAAGAAAAUUUGACGUUUUAAAAUUUCUCUCUAGCAUUUUAGUGUCCUACAAAUAUAUCAAUAAUGAUGGAUAUAUUUUUAAUUUGACCUAGAAAGAUUCUGAAAAGGAGUUACCAUUGAGUAAUACUAUUCAGAGAAAAUUAACAUGAUUAAAGUGUUUUACUUAUUUGUGGACACUAAAAUAGCUUAGGAAAGGGAAAAUGUCUUAGACAUACACCAAUCACAUGAUCAUUUAUAUGUGCAAAUGUAAGAAGAUUCAAUGUGUUUACAUCAAAUGACAUAUUUUUAUUGAUUUAUUGCAGAUUCAGUGCAUAUGAGCCAAAUUGUUGAGUGUAUAAGAGCUAUAUUGUGUAUUUUAUUAAAUUAAUAUAUAGUUGUGUUGCAAAAAUAUUUGGGCUUAUAUUGUAAAUGGCAAGUGUUGCCUCAGUAGCUGUCGAACUCUAUGAGUUUUGUUUUUUCCUGCUUCCUUUUCCCCAUGGAGUGUGGGAAGCAGUGCCUCAGAGCAAAGUCUCUUGUUUAAUGUAUAGUCUACCAAGUACUACAGUACAUAAUCUGUUCAAAAUGUGUUUGAGUGAGCCGAUGGAGCUAUAUGAAAGGUCAGAAAAUACAUCUGUCAGUCAUGGUUAUGUGCAAGUCCUUGUAGAAGCUUUUAUUAAAGUCAUGCUAAAUCACAAGAAUGGCAUUUGUACCAAUACCUGAAAUUUCUUCAUGUUUUCUCGAUAACAGACAGUUUCUGCCUCUGUAGAUAUCAUACUGUUGAUUGGUUUUAAAAGUAUCUGAUGUGGUUCAAGAUGUGUGUUCCCAUUGAUUUCAAAACCAUGAAAAAUGCUUUAAUGCAUGUGUGAUACCAGCCCUGGUUAUUUGCAUUGUGUAGUGUUUUUCAAGAGGCCUGGGUCUUAACAGAAUGUUUUCCAUUUUUCUCAAUGUUCUUCUGCCUCUUUUUAUUGGUGUCCUUUGAGAAAAAUACACCUCCUAUUCCUUCA